Messenger RNA from Boleophthalmus pectinirostris (great blue-spotted mudskipper), 3598 nucleotides. RefSeq lists its product as uncharacterized. Lineage: Eukaryota; Metazoa; Chordata; Actinopteri; Gobiiformes; Gobiidae. Bases 962 to 2626 code for a protein of 554 amino acids. The record is from RefSeq and is a predicted model, not a curated record. The transcript has 7 exons.
UGAGUUGCAUGUAAAAAAGUAUUGUCUACUCUAUAGCUUAAAACAGUGGUUCUCAAAAUGUUCACAUCAAAUACCUCCCAAGAAAAUAUUUAACCUUCUAAACACCUCCACAUCUAAACCACACUUAAGAAGAAGAGUAUAUCCAGUCUAAAUUAAGACAUAUACUACAACUGCAGAGUAUCCAAAGUACCGCCAAUGGUACAUGUACCACAGUGUGAGAAACACUGGCCUAAAACAUUACAUCAUCGUAAUCAAGAAUUAAAUUGAGAACAAAAUGACAACUCUGACAUAGAUCUAUAAAAGAUUAAUGCUUUGGUCUUGUUACUUAAACGUGUGAAUAAAGCAAAACACACACACACACACACAAAAUCAUUUUAAUUUAACUGUCAAAUAAUUAUAAAGUAUUUGUUUAAAAAAAGAUGAUAUUGCAGAUGGGAAUUAUAAUGCACCUACAUUUAUUUAUUUAUUUAUUUAUUUAUUUAUUUAUUCGGUUUUUCGAAGAUCAUCCGGAAAUUUGACAGCACACCGAAAUGCAUUGUGGGAUUUGUUGUUUGUUGAUAGGCUGCUGCUAACAUUAACCACUGCGCUCACUUUGUACGCUUUUGAGCUGACAAAACUGUUAUUAAGGACAGAAAUUAUAAACUGAAAGGCGAUCGAUUUUUCAGCUUUCUCGAUUUGAAUCAUGUAGCUAAUUUGAAAAAGCGAAAAAGCUACUUAAAUUUUCAGUAUGACUUGUUGAUUUUUUAUUUUAUUUUAAUUUUUUUUUUUAUUUUUUUAUUUUUUUUUUUUGCUAUAAGUCACAUAGACUUACUUUUGGAUUUAAAAAUUUUAUAAUAUAUUUUUAUUUUUAUUGAUAAUCUCGAUAACCCACGUCCCGCAUACGUCAACGUAACGUCACAUUUGCAGGAAGUGGGAGUUACUUGUUGUUGUUUGCAGGCGCGCUAAGUUUAAUCACUUUAAAAUGUCGUCUUGCUGUGUUCUUGGCUGCGAGAAUUGGAGAAACAACACUUGUGAUUCAAAGCUAAAGUUUUACCGCAUACCAGCAGACACUCCUUCGCAGAAAACAAGGAGACAAUUGUGGUUGAACGCGAUAAGACGGAGCAACUGGACAGAGACGAUCGUAAACAAUGCUCAUGUCUGCAGCGCACACUUCAUAUCAGGAGAAGCUUCACUGGAUGCUGAAAGCCCAGAUUUCGUCCCCUCUGUUUUCCCCCAUAAACAGCAGAAUAGCAUCCCGAGUGAAAAGAUGGAAAGGCCGGCAAGAAAAAAGAAAAAGGAACAUCGAAAAAUGCUGCAGAAAUCCACAAACAAAGAAAUCACAAAAGAGGAUAUCCUGGAACUGCGGUUAAUUGCUCCUGAUGCUGUUGUCCUUACCAGCAUUGAAAAAAGUGACACAGACACAGCGUCUGAGUGUGACAAGGUGGAGGAUCCCCCAGAGCCGCCAGAGCCACCCACUGCUGCGCACGACCCCGCCCUUGAGCAGCAGAGAACAGCAGCAGACCUAAAGGAAUCAUGUAAGAAGGCCUUUCAAAAGAGCAGAAGAAACAUCCAUACUGAACAAUGUGGUCCCUCAAUGGCAAAUGAAACACUGAAAAAAAAAGAGGACAAAGUCUUGGUGCCCAAAUCAAGUUUCAAAGAUAUCAUUACUGGUAAAAACAUAAACUAUCAAGACUUGAAAAUGCAACACAGCGUACUCUACCAGGCCUACACCAAACUGUUAGCGGAGGCUCAACAACUACGCACUGACAACGAGAAACUGCGCAACUCCCUCCAAAGUGAUUUCUCCAAACUCUCCUACCGCUUUUUAAAAUGGGACGCCAAACAGAUCAGAUUUCUCACCGGACUCCCCUCGGUUGCAUUUGACUGGCUUCUUUCACGCAUCGAAUACAACGUCAUCAGAGUUCAUCCCGAGUUCAAAGCGGAAGACCACCUUUUGAUCGUCCUGAUGAAAUUAAAAAUGGGGCUUUGCGACGACGAUUUGGGCUAUCGAUUCCGAAUGAGCGGAGAAAUCAUCACGGCAAUCUGUCAAACGUGGAUUCCCACCCUGGCCGUCCUGCUCAGUCCGCUCAUCGAAUGGCAAAGUGACGACGUGAUCCACAAAAGCAAGCCAGACAUAUUCAAGACGAAAUUCAGGAAAUGUUGCUGCUUUUUAGACUGCGUGGAAUUCGCAGUAGCUACACCCAAAGGCGCCACAAAACACGUCAAGUAUUUCGUAAGCACCACUCCGGCUGGGGCCAUUUCGUUCCUGGCACCGGGGUUCAACAGGAGUGUUUCAGAACAGCAGGCCUUAAAGAUGUCAGGGUUCUUCGAAUUGUUUAAAACUCCCAGUCAGAUUUUGGCCAGCAGGACUUUUGCGAUCAAAGAAGAGCUCGCUAAAAUCAGAGUGACCUUACAUACUCCAGCCAGGGGAUUCACAGCGGACUCGGCAGUGUGGAGCCAUGUGAAUGUAGUGCUUGGUUGGUGGAAGGACUUUGGAAUAUUUCAGACGGCUGUACCGGCGUCAUACGAGGAGAUGAUGAAUGACGUGGUGAUGGCCUGUGCCGCUCUCACAAACUUGAAAAUGAGUCUAGUUCCAAACGUCGUCAAAAAUCAGAAACGAAAAAGAAAAAGAAAAGAUGCUGUGUGAGUUUUGAUUUUGUUCGUUUGUUUAUUUGUUGAGGUCUGUCUGAUUCGUUUAAAGUUACAGUAUGUGACGUUCUGGACAUGAAACAGUGGAAGGAGAAAGUUAAAACCAUAUUUAGAUUACUUUCCGUGGAGUUAGAGAAGUUGUGCAAUAUUAUAGCCAAAGGAACAACAUUUCUGUGGAAACUUGCAUUUCCAGACCAAAUAAGUCAAGUUUGUGGAGAUGAGAGCCUGCUCAGAGUAAUUACCAAUGUUUUUUAUGUGUUUCAGUGCAAUAAAAACAACCAAAAUGAAAAAAAAAAGAAAAAAACUUACACAAGCAAUUUAGUGUAAGUUUCAUCUUGUACUGUUGGAGUACUUCUUAAGCUUGUGCACCUGCAUCUAGGAUAGUAUUUUGCUUAAACCAGGCAUGUCCAAACUAUGUCCCGUGGGCCAAAUGCGGCCCUCAGACAAUUUUUUCUUGACCCUCAGGUUUCCAGGUGAAUUUGCCCAUGCCUGCCUUAUAUCAAUUAUAAAUUAACUUUUUACUGCAAGUUUUUUGAAAAGUCUACCCUGAUAAAGUUAAUAUUUAGUGUGUGGUUUUAAGGAUCUUAGCUUGAAUAAAGACUGCUGGCUCAUUCUAACAUGUUAAACAUGCACAUAUUUCAAUUAUUCACUGUAAUGAGCUCCAGUCAACGGCCCUCGAUCAGCCCUCUGCUUCGUCUGUGUUUAGAGAUGUGGCUCUUGAUGAAAAAAGCUUGGACACCCCUGGCUUAAGGUAAAGAAAACUUUAAAGCAAAGGGGUAUACUAGUUUAGUAUAUAAUGUCAUGUUUUGUUUACAGUUUGUUUAUUAAAUGCCAUUCACUGCAUACAUUGAAUAAGAUCAUAUUUAUAUUUCCGUCGUGUGUAUUUUAAUGGAUGAGUUCACCUGUUACUUCUGAUCUACGCUGGUAUUAAUUUGUUUAGUGAGUUUUGUUUUAACAGUGCCUCAUAAGC